GACCUAGAUAUUAUUUGCAUCUCAAUAUUUUGCAGUUUAAUAAUUUAGAGGUCAGUGAGCUGAGGAACUUCAAGUAAAUGCUCACAGUUGAAGCUGUAUGUUCGUUUUUCUUGUAUUUCAUAAUUUUUGGGCUGAGGUCAGAGUUCAUGUGAUGUCAUCGGCCGGCGCUGAGCAGGAUGGGUGUUUGUUUUUUUCUUCUUGAAUUGUUUUUUGGGGAGUACGUGUGUGAAGCAGGCCUAUCGCCUGGAGGAAAAAAACCGAUGUAAAACCGGGACGAAUAAAGUUGCCAAACUGUGAGACGGAGUCGGGUCUACUUGAGGGUGCAACAUAAACUUGGUGUUUCCGCCCGGUUUGAGUUUUUUCUUCAGCACGAAGCAGGAGAAAUGACGAGCAACCAACGGACAUCGUAGGAGCUAACGCUAGCUGCUAACACGGACAUUGUGAGAGCUAAGCCUGCAGACAUCUGGAGUCACGUAUAGUGAAGGUAAACGUCUUCUAUCAUGUCGGAGCUGCAACAGAUGUCGCCUGAGUGGGAAAGUAUUGUGGCAGAGAUAGAGGAAAAGUUAUUGACACUGAAAGCACCUGAUUUGAAUGAUGUGUGUACAGCGCUUAGCCUCACGGUGGAUGCACGUGACAAAGACUCAUCUCGCAAGUUGAGAAGGCUUGUUCUUCAGUACAUAGAAGGAGAAGAUAUUAUCUCAAGGGAGGAUGAAGGGAUGACUGUUUUGCUGGAAUUAAAUGACAAAAUUGACGAAUUAAGAGAGAAAUUUGAGGAUAGCGAUGAGCUCCUGCAUCAAAACGCUGUCCAAGAGCACCACCCUGUGGAGAAAAAUGAAACUACAUCCAAUAACACAGAAGGACAAAAAGAAGGCGGUUCAACCCUGAAUGCAACAGCUGCUGUGGCUAGCCAAAAUGUGUCUUUGGUCCAUCCACUGUACAGGAGAGAGUUAAAGAUAACUGGACAAAUUGGAGAACCAAACCAAAAGGACAAAUUAACCUACUCAAGUUUGGAGAGACAAAUCCAAAGGGCCCUAAAGAAAGGGUAUGAGGAGGGAGAAGUUGUCGAGGCUGUGAUUCAAGCAAUAGCUCCGGGUACAAAACUGAAGAGUUAUUUGGAAAGUAGAAUAGAUUUGACACUGCAAGCCCUCAGGCAAAUUCUACGGACUCACUACAUUGAAAAAGAUGCUACAGAGCUGUAUCACUCCCUCACACGUGCAGUUCAGGAACCCAAAGAGACACCUAUACAGUUUUUGAUGCGAGCCAUGGAUCUGAGACAGCAAAUUGUCCUUGCUUCAGACAGAGUCAAGUCAGGCUUGAAGUACAGUUCAGAACUAAUUCAAAACCAGUUCCUUCAGACAGUAAUGACUGGUCUUCAUGAUGAUGCUAUUCGAACGGACAUAAGGCCAUACUUACAAAAUCCCAAAGUUACAGAUGAAGUCCUUCUGGAGAAGAUGACAGCUGCUUACAGUCUGGAAAUGGAAAGAAAGAACAAGCUUUCAACCACUGUGAAAGCAAAAACGAUCAGGAUGGCAGCAAUUGGUGAAGAAAAGGAACAAACUGAACAUAUGCCAAAACCAAACACAAACAAAGGUGGUGAAACAAACAAACGUGAUACACUGAUGGAGAAGGUUGAUCAAGGCAACAAAGCCAUAUGUGAAGCCAUCCAGAACCUCACCACGCACAUUGCAAGCCUACAACAAGCCCCUCAGCCUCAUGUUCAACAAAGGAGAGUCAGUGGAGAACCAAGUCGAAAAUACAGAGCACAGCCUAGGAUUGUUAAUCGCAGACAAUGUCCGGAAUGUCAACAGUCCAAUCCUGAUGGAAAGUGUGACCACUGUUACAAGUGCGGCAGUGUAGAACACUGGGCAUCAGGAUGCCGAAGGAGAAACGUCACAGCCAGCACGAAUAAAGUUGGAAUCCUGCAUUGUCCUGCUGAAAACACGGAGAAAGCAGAACUCUUCAGUCUGAGAGUACCUCUCAGUGGUAAACAGCUGCAAACAGCAAAAUUGAUUGGGAAGAAAUGUUUAGUUCGAGCUUCUUUAGGAGGAGUUGACACUACCGUACUGUGGGACACUGGUUCACAGGUAUCAAUAGUGGGAUCCAACUGGAAAUCAGAGUACCUGCCAGAUGUUGAAGUGAAACCAGUGGCUGAGCUGCUUGGAUAUGGAUCAUUAGAGCUUUCGGCUGCCAAUGGAACUGAUAUUCCAUAUGAGGGAUGGAUGGAAAUUGAAGUCACCUUAUCCAAAGAUGCUGUUGCUGGAAUGAGUGACAAACCCGUCCUGGUGCCCAUCCUUGUGGCCCAUGAUGACAUGGAACGCCCGAUCAUCGGCUUUAAUGUAAUCGAGGAACUGGCCCUGACCAAUGACACAAGUGAAGAUGGGAUUUCAUCAGGUCACAUGGUUAAGAGACUGAGCACAGCUCUGGAUGUAGGCCACAGAACUGCAAGAGCUGUUUUAUCCGUGUUGAAAAAGCAAAAGCCUGAAAGUCAGCCCCACCUAGCCAGAGUAGGCAGGCAACCAGUGACAAUCCCGAGGAACAAAGUUAUGGUCGUGCAGUGUGGUCGGCUAAACAAGGAUGUGGUGAGCACAUCAUACGUAGUGUUAGAGCCAAACCUUGAGGCACCAUGGCCAUCUGGCCUAGCCAUCAGAGAACAGUUAAUUGAGCUUUCCCCAGAAGAUAAUGGUAAAAUCGAAGUGACUGUGGAAAAUAUGACUGAUAAUGAUAUUGUGCUUUGCAGUCGCACCACACUUGGCCUGUUGCACAGUGUUGUAACCACCUACCCAUUGCAGAUAAAGUCAGCUGAGGAACAUAUAUCACAAGCUUCAGACAGCAGUGCCACUCCGCCUGCACAGCAGCUGAGGGGAGAAUCACAAGGUGAGCACUGGGAUCCACCAGUGGACCUGAGCCACCUGUCAGAAGACCAGCGACAGCAGGUAAAACAAAUGCUCAGGGAAGAAUGUGAUGUGUUUGCAAAGGAUGACUGGGAUACAGGGUGCAUUAAAGAUUUGGAGAUGGAGAUACAGUUAAAAGACAAUGUGCCUGUCCAAAGAACAUACAAUGCAAUCCCGAAACAUCUCUAUCAGGAAGUAAAAACACACAUACAGGACUUACUCCACCGAGGCUGGAUCCGGAAGUCCUGCUCCUCAUAUUCCUCACCUGUAGUAUGUGUCAGGAAGAAAGAUGGGAGUCUACGGCUGUGUAUAGACUAUAGGCUGCUGAAUGGGAAAACACUGCCUGACCGCCAUCCCAUCCCGAGGAUUCAAGAGAUUCUGGAUAACCUGGGAGGCAACUCCUGGUUCACAGUGUUGGACCAGGGAAAAGCCUACCACCAGGGCUUCAUGAGUGAGAAAAGCAGACCCUGCACCGCUUUCAUAACACCAUGGGGACUUUACGAAUGGGUGAGGAUCCCAUUUGGGCUGACCAACGCCCCUGCCUGCUUUCAACGCUAUAUGGAGGGAUGCCUGAGAGAGCUCAGAGAUGAGGUGUGUGUACCAUAUUUGGAUGAUGUAUUGGUUUUCAGCUCCAGUUUCACUCAGCACAUCCAAAAUGUGAGACAGGUGCUCAGACGACAGCGAGAGUGUGGCAUAAAGCUAAGACCAAAAAAAUGUGACUUCUUCAAAAGUGAGGUCUGUUAUGUAGGUCGAGUUAUCUCUGCAGACGGGUACAAGAUGAACCCUAAAGAAGCAGAGGCAGUUCAAGCACUGAAGCAUGAAGCACCAGCCACUGUGCGAGAGGUGAGAAAGCUAAUGGGAUUCCUUAGUUAUUACCGAUCGUACAUACCAGACUUUUCUAGGACAGCCAAGCCCCUUUAUGAACUGUUAGCAAAACCCAAGUGUGAGGCGAAGCAAAACCAAAAGAAAAAGGUGCUUGGCCGCAAAUGCGCUCAGUUGCCACCUUCCCAUCCAGUACAGUGGACAGCACUUCACAAAGAGACACUGAACAGGAUCGUGGAUCAGCUGACAAAUCCACCAGUCAUGGCCUACCCUGAUCUAGAGAAACCCUUUGUGCUUCAUGUGGAUGCCUCUGAAGAUGGUCUAGGCGCAGUCUUGUACCAGCGUCAAGAGGGUGUUCUCAGGGUGAUAGCCUAUGGAUCAAGGACCUUAACAGCAGCAGAGAGGAAUUACAAGUGGCAUUCAGGCAAGUUAGAAUUCCUGGCGCUGAAAUGGGCCAUAACAGAACGGUUUCGGGACUACCUUUUCCAUGCACCUCACUUUACAGUUUACAGUGACAAUAAUCCCCUGACCUAUGUCACAAAGUCAGCGAAACUGAAUGCAGCUGGACACCGCUGGGUGGCAGAGUUAGCGGAUUAUAGGUUUACAUUGAAAUACAGGCCUGGGACAGCAAAUAGGGAUGCAGACUUCCUGUCGCGCAGACCAAAAUCCAUUGAGGAGGUCAUCCAGGGAUGCACUGAGGAAUGCCAACAGGAAACCAUCAAAUGCAUCGGGGAAGCCCUGGACAUAGACAGGACAGGAGAAGUGAAUUGGAUCUCUGCUGUUACCUGCAAUGAAGAUGCGCUGCCAGACGGGUGCAACAUCUCCGAGCCAAUUCAGCCUCUCGCAGCAGACGACAUAAGAACAGCUCAACACGCGGACCUAGUUCUAGACAGGGUAGUGACUUUGAAAAAAACACAUGUCCACCUGAGACAUAAAGACAAGCUGACAGAGAAUGAAGGCGUCCGACAACUUCUCAGGGAGUGGCCCCGUCUACAUAUCGAUGGUGAUGGCAUCCUCCGAAGAGAGACUGCGACAAGGAAGCAGCUGGUUGUUCCUGAGUCCCUGAAACCAGUUGUAUACAAACAUCUACAUGAAGAAAUGGGACACUUAGGUGCAGAUAGAAUGGUGGCUCUAGCAAGAGAGCGCUUCUUCUGGCCUAAGAUGAGGCAGGAGAUGGAACACUAUGUUACCAAAGUGUGUCGCUGCAUAAAGAGAAAGAAACCAAACAGGGUAACCAGAACAGCGAUACAGAGUAUAGAGACUUCUGCACCGUUUGAGAUGAUCUCCAUUGAUUACUUACAUCUGGACAAGUGUAAGGGAGGUGAGGAAUACAUACUUGUAGUUGUUGAUCAUUUCACUAAAUAUGCACAGGCAUAUGCAACAAGAGACAAGUCUGGGAAGACGGCAGCCAGAAAGCUUUUUGAUGACUUUAUCAUGCGUUUUGGUUUCCCGUCCAAGAUACACCACGACCAGGGUAAAGAGUUUGAGAACACUCUCUUCCACAAGCUCCAAGACUACUGUGGUAUCCAUCACUCUCGCACUUCUCCAUACCAUCCUCAAGCAAAUCCGGCAGAACGCUUCAAUAGGACACUGCUUGGAAUGCUGCGUACACUGGAAGAGUCUCAGAAGUCAAGAUGGAAGGAGCACCUUAACAAAGUGGUUCAUGCCUACAACUCAACUGUGCAUGAGGCAACAGGAUUUUCUCCAUUCUUCCUUCUGUUUGGCCGUGAACCAACACUACCAGUGGACCUGAUGUUCCCCAGGAGAGGAGAGGGGCGACAUCAGUCACAGGCUGGCUAUGCAGAGAAGUGGAGGGAAGUCAUGCAAGAAGCCUAUGCCAUGGCAAGGCAGAGUAUGAAGAAAAGUGCUAGGAGAGGACAGAAAAAUUACAACCAGCGUGCAUGGAGUUCGACACUGGAGUCAGGUGAUCACGUCUUGGUGAGGAACCUCACACCUAGAGGUGGCACUGGAAAACUGCGCAACUACUGGGAAAACAUGAUCUAUGUUGUCAAAGGAAGAAAAGGUCCUGAUGGCCCAGUGUACGUGGUUGAGCCAUUGCAAGGAACUGGGAGAAGACGUGUGAUACACCGAAACCUACUCAUGCCGUGCCCCUACCUGGUUGAAGAGUCAGAGGCAGGUGAAUCCAACCUGAAAGACAAAAACGGUAGAAACAAAACAAAACAGAGAACAGGAAGGCGACAUACAACCAAGCAUGACACUUACCCAGCUGACACAGACAGUUCCAGCGAAGAGGAGUGUCACUUGUGGACAGCAGUAAGACACACAGAUCUGCCCCUCAACGCAGAAGCAAAAGAGUUCUGCCCCAGGAGUAAAUCGCCCAGAGACAGACCUAAGGUGGCGUUUAGACCUGAGGAGCACUUGGAAGAGGGACAUACGGAGGACAGCCAUGGUAUCGAUGAAAAGAGCGACGCUCUGGCUGUGGGAUCUGAGGAUGAGCAGAGCGACGCCGACACAUGGAGGGAAAGGCCUAAGAGAGUUCGACAGCCCAGGCGUGUUUACACCUAUGACCAGCUAGGCCAGCCGACUCUCCAACCGCUGAAAACCUGCCCUGUCAGUGCGAGAGAGCCCCUGGGACCAGCCAUGACCUGCCAACCAGACCAUCAUCCAUGUAUCCUUUUGUCAUGAAUAGAGAUUCAUACACACACAAGAUCAUUUAAGAAAUGCGUUUUUUUCUAAUGUGUUACAUGAGAUAUGGUACAUGGGUAUGUAGGAAUUGACGCACAUUACAGGAUAUAGAAACAGGUUAUCUGAACAUCUAUUUUAAUAAGUACAGAAAAUGGAGGAUGCUAUUCUAGAAUUUUGGAGUCAAGACGGUAGUGUGAUACAUACUGGAAAGAAGGAAUUAGUAGUGUGUGCACAUACAGAAUUUACUGGAUAGAUGGCUAUGAAAUGUGUAAGUACACAGUUCCGAGUGUAGAUGGUAAUUUCCUUGUCCCAUUUGUGAAGAUUUGGGGGGCCCACCAAUGCUUCUAUGGACUAUGCACUCUUCGAUACUUAUGGACUAUGGACAUUUGAUCCUGUAUUGUGGCCAUGAGAGACUUUUGCAAAGGGAAAAAAUGGACUCUUAAGAUAGCGUAACCUCAUUACCCUGUAAAUGAAAAACAGUGCUGUAUGUCAUAUAUACCUGUUUACUCACCUUCUCACGAAGUGUUCAAUAGUUGAGAGGUUAAGAAAAUGUUUGGCAACAUUUUAUUUAGUGGGGGAGGGUGUUGAGACCUAGAUAUUAUUUGCAUCUCAAUAUUUUGCAGUUUAAUAAUUUAGAGGUCAGUGAGCUGAGGAACUUCAAGUAAAUGCUCACAGUUGAAGCUGUAUGUUCGUUUUUCUUGUAUUUCAUAAUUUUUGGGCUGAGGUCAGAGUUCAUGUGAUGUCAUCGGCCGGCGCUGAGCAGGAUGGGUGUUUGUUUUUUUCUUCUUGAAUUGUUUUUUGGGGAGUACGUGUGUGAAGCAGGCCUAUCGCCUGGAGGAAAAAAACCGAUGUAAAACCGGGACGAAUAAAGUUGCCAAACUGUGA
Messenger RNA from Acanthopagrus latus (yellowfin seabream), 7244 nucleotides. RefSeq lists its product as uncharacterized. Gene Ontology annotation, molecular function: nucleic acid binding. The transcript has a single exon. Lineage: Eukaryota; Metazoa; Chordata; Actinopteri; Spariformes; Sparidae. The coding region runs from base 501 to 6359 and encodes 1952 amino acids. The record is from RefSeq and is a predicted model, not a curated record. Gene Ontology annotation, biological process: DNA integration.